This is a messenger RNA of Mytilinidion resinicola, 969 nucleotides long. RefSeq names its product kinase-like protein. Bases 1 to 969 code for a protein of 322 amino acids. Lineage: Eukaryota; Fungi; Ascomycota; Dothideomycetes; Mytilinidiales; Mytilinidiaceae. The transcript has a single exon. Gene Ontology annotation, biological process: protein phosphorylation. The record is from RefSeq and is a predicted model, not a curated record. Gene Ontology annotation, molecular function: protein kinase activity; ATP binding.
AUGGAUCCUGAAUCUAUGCACUCCACAGAACACUUCUGUGACAAUUACGAACAUAUCAGGUCCCUUUCAGCAGAGACUGAAGGUAUAGUAGAAGUUUUCUCACGCCGCGUUAGUCCCAAGGAGUUAAUCGUAGCUAAGAUCAUCCGGCAGAACAGUUCAACACCCGGAAUAACUCCGCAAGAAGUGGUUUUACUAAGUCGAACAGGCAAAUGCGACCGGAUCGUCAAGCUCCUCGGUCACAUCCCAAGUUUCCCUAAUCCCAGAACAUCCGCAAUAUUACUCGAAUUCUGUCGUCACGAAUCCCUCUACGAUUAUGCAGACUUGGUCCAUGCGAACCGAUUCCAUAUACCAGAAGAGCAGAUCUGGAGGUUAUUCGAGCAGCUAGCAGAAGCUUUAGCGUUUCUCCAUCGUAGCCCCAGUGCAGAAGACCCGGACUGGAGACCAAUUGUCCAUCGAGAUAUCAAACCGGCAAACAUGCUUCUGACCAGCAUACCCGAUGCCCCGGGAAGAAACAUUGACGUGAAACUAGCAGACUUCGGACUCUCAGCUUUCUACGAUCCAAGCGAUUGCUGGUUCGAGGCAGGCACUGCCGAAUAUCAACCACCUGAACAAACUCUAUGGGCUCCAUAUGCGAGACCAGCUGGAGAUGUUUGGGCAGUAGGGUCAAGCAUUCAUCACCUACUACACCGCAAGUUCACGAUUGAGGACCCAGCCGAAUUUGCGUCGAAAUGGAAGCAAGAUUACCCUACAGAAGACGAGAAUAUGCGCGAUCAUCGCUUUUUCGUGCGCGCUGUGCCGCGGCGUGUGUUUCCGAUCAAUAAACCUCUUCCGUGGGGAGGUUACCAGGGCUAUUCCGAUCGCCUGAAUAGCGUCUUCUUAUCUGCUUUAGCUUUCGAUCCGACCGAGAGGCCGCCAGCUGUAGAACUUCUCAGGUACAUCGAGGACAGUUCUCCGUACGCCGCUUCAUAG